AUGGUCAACGUUCAGCUACACUGCCCGUCCACGAAGAAGACCGUCGAGGACUUCUUCAUCACGCCAUUCCAGUCUCUCGAGCAAGUUCUACCAAGUGUACGACUUGCCUUCGACAUCAAGUACGCGGCGCUCUACACUACCGAAGCCAAACGAAUCAUGGAACCAAGUACCCUCCAAGAAGACCAGCGGGUAUUAGUAGCGGCCAGCGCCAUGGAGGUUAUGCUACCCGAUUCGCCAUCCGAGUGGGUGUUGUAUGACGGCCAGGAGGGCAACGAUGUCGACCCAGACGUUGAGUGUUAUGGUCUUGGGUGGGAAGAAUUAUGUGAUCUCGACAAGUGCCUACACAUCAUCAGCCUGAACAAGCAGAAGCCUGCAUCUCGCAAUAAGAUGCGUAUCACACGCGAGUACAAGCCUGUUGAGGCCGACAUUGACGCCUUGGAUUCCGCAACUUCAACUACGUCAAGUGUUGCCGAAGACGAGGACCACAUCGAGAAAUGUUGGGGCGUCGCUGUCGAGCAGUUCCUUCCUACGUCCAUGAAGCCCGCCGCCGCCAAGUCCAGCAGCAAGCCCUGCGACCCGUCCACACUGGCUGUCCUAAGCAUCCUCGCAGGCUUCACUCAGGGCCAAUCUCGUCUCGUCCUCGAGGUACUUGAAGAGGCGGUCGCCCUUCGGACUGAAGAAGACCAAGGCGACGACAAGGAUCCCGCUUUGCAGAAGGGUGAUGUCAUCAACGCCAUUAUCCUUGUCUACGAAAAGGCUGAGAUCAUUGAGGCUAAGCUGACCAAGGGCAAGGGUGCAAAAGGAAAGGGAAAGGGGAAGAGGCGGCCCUCAAAGGGCACUCCGAAGAAGCUUGGCGCUAUGUCGAGUUGA
Alternaria incomplexa is the source of this 870-nucleotide messenger RNA. RefSeq lists its product as uncharacterized. The transcript has 2 exons. Bases 1 to 870 code for a protein of 289 amino acids. Lineage: Eukaryota; Fungi; Ascomycota; Dothideomycetes; Pleosporales; Pleosporaceae. The record is from RefSeq and is a predicted model, not a curated record.